AUCAAGAAUCGACACGCUUUUUCUCGUGUUUUCUUCGUUUGUUUGUUUUUUGACAAGAAGAUUCGAAUCUUUUUUUUAAAAAUACUUGUUAUCUUUAGACGAUUCAUCUUUAUCAUAAGAAAUCGAUUUCAAUUCGAUAAGUAACAAUCAAAAACAAAAAUGGCCCAAAAUCAAGAGCGUUUUGAUGCCAUAUUAUUGUCGAUGGCACAAGAACAUGAAGGAGGUGUUUUGGAAUUUUUGGAUACAAUAUUUAGCUUUAUGGCAAGAAAAACAGAUUUUUUCAUUGGUGCCGGUGAAGAAAAAGCCCGAAAAACAGUUAUGGAAGCAUUUGAAAAAUGGAAUCAAGAAUCUAAACGUAUUCAUGAAACACAAAUAAAAGAAAAGAUGGAAAAAGAGAAAAAACAUCAAGAACGUUUGGCUGCUAAAAAACGUGAAGAAGAAGAAUUUAUUAAAAAAAUGAAAGACGAACCGGCUAUUGUUGAAAUUACCGAUGAAGAAGCCGAAAAGAUGAAAGAAGAAAAACGUAAAAAACAAGAAUCAAGUGAUGGCGACAAAACAAACAAAGAAAAAACUAAUGAUGACAGCCCUGUUGCUAAAACGAACGACGAUGAUGAUGAUGAUCCAAAUAAAUUGAAACCUAAUGCUGGAAAUGGCUGUGAUUUACCCAAUUAUUCGUGGACACAAACAUUGGAUGAAAUUGAAUUGAAAGUUCCUGUUCGAUUGGGUAUCAAACUUAAAUCUCGUGAUGUUGUUGUAAAUUUUCAAAAGAAACAUUUACAAGUUGGUGUUAAAGGCCAUCCAUUAAUUAUCGAUGGUGAUCUAUAUAAUGAGAUAAAAGUUGAAGAUUGUAUUUGGGUGAUUCAAGAUUCAGUUUUGAUCGUUAUUACAUUGACUAAACAUAACAAAAUGGAAUGGUGGAGCAAAUUAGUGACAACCGAUCCUGAAUUGAAUACAAGAAAAAUCAAUCCCGAAUCAUCGAAAUUAUCCGAUCUGGAUGGUGAAACACGUAGCAUGGUGGAAAAAAUGAUGUUCGAUCAACGACAAAAAGAGAUGGGUUUACCAACAUCUGAAGAACAACAGAAACAGGAUAUGUUGAAGAAAUUUAUGGCUCAACAUCCAGAAAUGGAUUUCAGUAAAUGUAAAUUCGGUUGAUUGAUUCCAGUUUGGCCUUGGUAAACAAAAA
This is a messenger RNA of Dermatophagoides pteronyssinus (European house dust mite), 1183 nucleotides long. RefSeq names its product nuclear distribution C, dynein complex regulator (gene nudC). Gene Ontology annotation, biological process: protein folding. The record is from RefSeq and is a predicted model, not a curated record. Gene Ontology annotation, cellular component: cytoplasm. NCBI's taxonomy places the organism in Eukaryota, Metazoa, Arthropoda, Arachnida, Sarcoptiformes, Pyroglyphidae.